AACCAUAAAAAAAUACGUCACAAGUGUCCGAUAGCAGAAAAUUAUUUAAUAUGAAAUCGAAAGAUAACCCCAACGAAUUACCGGUUAAUUUAUCUAAAAAUCAGAUAUCGAGAAUGAAGUCAAAACAGUUGAAUUCUAAAAGAAGUGACGACUUCACACCCCCUGAUGGAGGCUGGGGUUGGAUGAUAGUUGUAGCAGCUGGGUUGUCUAAUCUAGCAGCGCUGCCAACCUUACAGCAGUUCGGUCUGCUCUUUCGAGACAAGUUUGCGAGGUUGGCAAUCACCAGUUCGGAGACUACUACGAUCAUCAACAUGCACUCCGCCCUCAACUCAUGCGUCGGUUUAGCGAAUGGACCGGUAUUCAAAACUUUUAGUUACCGCCAAGUUUCUUUGACGGGGGCCAUAGUGGUCUUUAUAUCAUUGCUUUGUACUACAUUCUCUUACAAUUUCAUGACGUAUUUAAUAUCUAUAUCGAUUCUGUACGGAGCUGGUUAUGGCAUCAGUAGUUCCGCCAAUGCUCUAGCUUUAAAUACUUACUGGAAGGAAAGACGCCGGCUAGCAACUGGUCUUUCUUGGACCGCUACUGGUCUGGGGCCUAUUCUAUGGCCUCAUAUCAUUACAGCGUUAUUUGCUAUGUUUGGUGAGACAGGAACAAUGUUGCUUCUAUGUGGAUUCUCAUUACACUCCAUUGCGUGUGCGCUUCUCCUACAACCAGUAGAAUGGCAUACAAAACAAAGAGAUCCAAAAGAUAAAGAUGCUGAAAUGUUAUUAAAAACAGAACACAAAUCAAAUACGGUUGAUGAUAAUAAAAAAGACGAAAGUGGGUAUUUCAGCCAGGUCUCUAAAAUUAAGAAUUUAAGCCUAUUUUCAAGCCAAUAUCUUUAUAAUGAAGAUGAUCCCGUGACUCCAGGUUACGAAAUAACAGACCCUGGUGUGCCUAUGAUGUUACGGGCAAAUGACGGUUAUUACAGUCAAUCUAGGCAGUCAAAAAGUAAGAUCUCGUCUAGAGAUGGAUCAGCAAAAAAUUCCACAUUAAAUUCAAAAAAGACGUCCAUGUCGAAUUUACUAGAAGAUCGAUCUAGGAAAUCUUCUACUUUGUAUUUAAACGAGUCAAAGAAAAACUCAUCGGCAAAUUUGGGAGCUUUAGCACAGGAGAGAGACACAAAACAAAGUAACAAACCCAAACGAAAAACUUCAAUAACUAUUAAUACUCAAAUUCUCGAGUCAGAAGUAGAAGACUGCCCGACACUCAAGGCUCCCCAAGAUUUAAAGCCCGAUGAAAAAGUUGUGGUUGAAAAUAUAGAUCCAGAAAAAGCUAAGAUCAUUGCUGACAGAGCUGAAAAACACUUUGUGGGGACUAGAAGCAUAAAAUCUUUUAAAAUGGACGGACAGUAUGGAGAACAGUAUAAUAAAGACAAUCACAGUAACAUAUCAUUUAAAAACCCAGAAGAGAAUGAGGAACGCAAAUAUUUAAAAGACAACCACAGUAAUCAAUCAUAUCGCACUCGAAAUAGGCGGAAAUCGAAUAACUUUAAUUACGAAAGUGAAGUUCUGAAACAAGCCUCUUUAAAAUUAGAAGAAUAUUUAAAAGAAAAUGAAGAUACUAAGCCAGCAGAUAAAUAUAAAAUACUUGUGACUGCUCCAGUAGCUACUGACACUUUUGAUGAUAAAAAAGACGAUAAGAAAAAAUAUGAAGAAGAAGAAGAAGAAGAGGAAGUACCAGUUUCCUUUUGUGAAAAAGUAGCACUAUUUUUUGAUUUAGAUCUCCUCAAAGAUUUUACUUUCAUAAAUCUAAUGUUAGGUGUGACCUUGGCAAGUUUUAAUGAACUUAACUUUUCAAUCUUAACUCCGUUUAUUUUGGGUGAUUUCGGAUUGAGCAAACCUCAAGUUGCAUUUUUCAUGUCAUUGUUAGCGGGUGUUGACAUAACUGUGAGGUUUUGUGUGCCAUUCGUGGCCGGGAAGAUUGGAUGGGAUAAUAAUACAUUCUUUCUCGUUGGGGUACUUUCUAUGGCGAUGGGGAGAGUUGUAUUGGCAUAUUGGCAGGAUUAUACGGUAAUCAUCCUAGUGGCUUUUAUCAUAGGCUUUGGUAAAGGUCUUCGGACGGUCUUCAUGGCGCUAGUCAUUCCUACUCAUGUUCCUUUACAUAAACUGCCAGGGGCUUCUGGUUUACAGCUGAUGACAGCUGGAAUAGUGUACCUCGCAUUAGGACCAGUAGUCGGUUGGAUCAAAGACAACGCAUCUACAGCAGUCACACUUCACUGCCUAAACAUAUUUACGUAUUUAACGGCCAUUUCCUGGGGUCUAGAAAAAUAUUUCAUAACAAAAAGAUUGAAAAAAGAAGCUGAACUCACGAAAGUGGAUGUGACAAAUUUCACGCUUAAAUCGAGUUUUGAGACGAUGUCUCCGUCUAUGAACAAAGUGCCCCCUGAAGGGGGCUAUGGAUGGGUUGUCACUUUCGCCUAUGCCUUGAACAAUGUAGUUGUUCUCCCUUUAAUUGCCGGUUUUGGUUUAAUUUUUCAAGAAGCGUUUGACGAGACAGGUUUGUCUGCAACACAAGGGACUCUAGUCAUUAUACUAAACCAUGGUUUCGGAAUGCUGCUGUCAUUCUUCGGCGGCCCUGUUCUUCGACGUUUUGGAUACAGAAAAGUGGCAGUCGUCGGUGCUUUAUUGAUUACAUCCGGGCUUAUUCUGACCUCUAUUGCCAGCAACUUCUGGAUAUUCAUAUUUUCUUACAGCAUAAUAAACUCAAUGGGAGUUGCAGCAGUCAUGGCAGCCUUUUCUUUAGCAAUAAAUUCAUUCUUUAAAGAGAAAAGAGGUCGUGCAAUUGGUGUUGGCAUGUCCAUUACAGGUCUAGGAGCAAUAUAUAUGCCGCUUCUUAUGAGUUUGCUUAUGAAUACCUACGGCUGGAGGUACGCUGUACUUAUUUUAGGAGGUAUUUGCCUGCAUUCAUUAUUAGGAGCGUGUUUACUUAGACCGGCAAAAUGGUACUUAAAAGACCCACCUCAAGAUGAAGCAAUGGUACCUUUAAACGUCGAAGUUGAUUCAAAUCACGUUGAUCAGAUCAGCACUGAACCAUUAAGUUUUUCAGAUGCGGAAUUAUCAAGACAUUUAGAAGAAAAUCUAAAAAAUGGUAUGGCAAAAAGUGCUUCAAUCAGAUCUUUAUCAACUACAAACGGUCCUCAUACAAGAAACGCUGUAUCUCAUCCAGAUAUAAGAAAAGUAGAUUCAGAUCCGCCUCUAGCUGCUUCUAGAUAUAAAUGGUGGGAAUCUCAAGAAAUUAAUUUGAGUAGCUCUAUUAAUAUAUUUAAAGAAAUCGAUCAGCCCCGAAAAAAAGAGAUCGAUUUUAAUGAGUAUAUAAUGGAAAAAGAGGGUAUAAAAAAGACUAUGGUCCAAAGAUUUGUCGAUUUCUUUGACCUUACACUCCUUAGAGAUCCUAUAUUCGUCAAUAUACUUCUUGGUUUGUCGAUCGCCUCUUGUGUGGAGACAAAUUUUUCUCUGUUAUUGCCUAUUAUCAUGAAAGAUAUGUUGAAAUUCGAUACUUCCGAUAUUGCGAAAAUAAUGGCAGUAGUUGGAUUCUCAGAUACAGUAUUCAGACUGGUCUCCCCGUUUAUAGGUGAAUGGUGCAAUAAACCUCCAAGGGUUAUGUAUUUGGUUAGCUUGCUCAUAAUCGUCUUUACAAGAACAAUAAUGUUAUUCACGACAUCUUUUAGCGGUAUGUUACUCGUUGCUCUGGCUAUGGGAGUGACCAAAGGCGUCAGAACCGUGUAUAUGAAUAUUAUAAUACCAAGUUACGUGCCUUUAGAAAGACUGCCUUUCGCUUCCGGCAUUCAGAUGUUCAUCAAUGGAGUUAUAAUCAUCACUAUCGGAUCACUUCUGGGUCGGAUACGCGACUUGUCAGGAUCCUACAGAAUACCAAUUACAGUUUUGAACAUCGUGACGAUGCUUACGGUAGUUUUGUGGAGCGCCGAGUUCUUGUACUCCAAGCUGAAGAAUAAAACUAACGAGCAAUCUUCUUAACACAUUUAUUAAAGAUAUAUAUUUAUGAAUGUUCCUACUUGCGAAAGCAAACAUCACUUAUGUCUUAUAAGGUUUUUGUGUUCAUACCUUAAGUUGUACAUAUAGUAAAUAUUAAAUUAUACGACUUAUGAACUAAGUA
This is a messenger RNA of Danaus plexippus (monarch butterfly), 4155 nucleotides long. RefSeq lists its product as uncharacterized. The transcript is spliced from 13 exons. The coding region runs from base 51 to 4016 and encodes 1321 amino acids. Lineage: Eukaryota; Metazoa; Arthropoda; Insecta; Lepidoptera; Nymphalidae. The record is from RefSeq and is a predicted model, not a curated record. Gene Ontology annotation, biological process: monocarboxylic acid transport; transmembrane transport. Gene Ontology annotation, molecular function: monocarboxylic acid transmembrane transporter activity.